AUGGAGCUGGAGUCUAAUAUGAUAAAGUCUUUCUCAAAUGGUGAAACCAACAUCCCACGUGUUUAUUCUAUAGGACUCAUUUUGAAUCUUGCGGGUGAUAGCAUUGAUUUAGGGUCAGGUGGGUCCAAAAUAAAAGCAGAAAUCAUGGAGUGGCUUGAUGAUCAGCCACCAUCGUCGGUUGUGUUCCUAUGCUUUGGGAGCAUGGGAAGUUUCGAUAAGGAUCAGGUGAAAGAGAUUGCUUGUGCACUCGAGCAGAGUGGGCAUCGGUUCUUAUGGUCCCUACGUCAACCUCCACCAAAGGGUCAGUUCGCCAUACCGGGUGACUACACAAAUCCAACGGACGUGCUGCCAAAAGAAUUUCUCGAUCGAACAGUUAAGAUUGGAAAAGUAAUCGAAUGGACUCCACAAGUGCAAUCUUAA
Messenger RNA from Pistacia vera, 420 nucleotides. Its product is annotated as anthocyanidin 3-O-glucosyltransferase 6-like. Lineage: Eukaryota; Viridiplantae; Streptophyta; Magnoliopsida; Sapindales; Anacardiaceae. The coding region runs from base 1 to 420 and encodes 139 amino acids. The record is from RefSeq and is a predicted model, not a curated record. The transcript has a single exon. Gene Ontology annotation, molecular function: UDP-glycosyltransferase activity.